Messenger RNA from Racocetra persica, 1293 nucleotides. Lineage: Eukaryota; Fungi; Glomeromycota; Glomeromycetes; Diversisporales; Gigasporaceae. The record is from the annotation of a GenBank genome assembly.
AUGAGUGAAAUACUUAGUACUAUCACCGACCCAACGCCAUCUGAGUUACCUAAACUUUCUGAGCUACCAGAACUAGAAGAAGGGUCAGAGAAGGGGGAAAGCGACUAUGAGACCGCUUUAGCUUAUCAAAAUACUGAUACAAGAUGGUUUACACAAUGGAUUGGUUCUGAAAAUGACUUCUGUGAUUUAUCACAAGACUGGUUAAUAAUCAAAGCUAAUCUGAAUGAAAUACUUCAAGAGGCUCAUAUUCAUUAUAAUGAUGAAGCCAAUGCAAUCUUUUGGCGAAGUGAUGGGCAAAUAGACUUAAAAAAAACUAGAGGUUUAACGUGGGCCAAGCCAUAUAAAGAAAUUGCAACCGAGUUAGAUUUCAAUGAAUAUUACCCACACAUCUUAGCUUAUGGAAGUACAUGCUGGCCAAUAGGUCUAGGAGAAUUUAAAAUAUUUAUAUACAUUAGCAUUAAUCCUAUCAACUUUAAUCUAAAAUACGGAAUUUAUCAUGUUUUCAUAGGAGGACAGCCAGCAGGUCAAAAAUAUGAAAUUUUCUAUCAAUGGGCAAGUUAUCUUACAGAAAUCAAGCAUGAAGGUGGACAGGCAGAUAGACGAAGACCAGGUCCUCAUCGACACAUGGCAUCUUUUAUUUCAGCAAGAGGACGCAAAACAGUAUCAGAAAAAAUCAGAUCACUAGGCGAUCAUAUAAAGCGCGUCCAUACAGAUAAGUUUAUUCUUUCAGGUAAAAUUAGUGAUCAGGUGAUUGGAAAACAAGCAGGAGAGUUAAAAAUAGUUAAUGCAGGUAAUGUCUCAAUAAAGAAUGCAAUGCGACUAGAGUGGACUAAUUUUGAAGAAAUAAUCCCAACCACAUCCACGAAGUUGAAAGAAUCAACCAUCCAUUAUGUAACUGCAAUGCCAAAUGAAAUAUUUGAAAGAAUUUUCCAAUACCACAGCAUGAAUAGGGAAAAAAUAAAUAUCUCCAGAGUCAAGUUUACUAAUGCAUUGAGUAAAAAUACGAAGCCAAAAUUAUGUGAACAACUAAGUUUUGAAAAUUGUGGGUCGCGUAUAAUUAACAAUAAAAAUUUAGAUGCAUUUUUAGUCGAGUGUCCUAAUUUAAAAUCACUUGCAAUAAGAGGUUCCAGACGCUUAAGCCCAAAAACAAUUACAAAAAUUCCAAAACUGGCUCCUAACCUAGAAAUGAUAGAAAUUAGUAAUUGUUUGCAGAUUAGAAAAGAUAUAAUAGCCGAUUUUCAAAACUUAUAUCCAACAAUAAGGCUUAUAUUCAUUGACUAUCUCAAACAGUGA